Molecule: messenger RNA, 1930 nt
Organism: Corticium candelabrum
Lineage: Eukaryota; Metazoa; Porifera; Homoscleromorpha; Homosclerophorida; Plakinidae
Product: ammonium transporter 2-like
Exons: 15
Coding region: 28-1671 (547 amino acids)
Biological process (GO): ammonium transmembrane transport; ammonium homeostasis
Cellular component (GO): plasma membrane
Molecular function (GO): ammonium channel activity
Source: RefSeq, a predicted model, not a curated record
UUAGAAGCCUCGCUACGCUCGGCAAUUAUGACGACGGACACCAAGUAUUUUCCACUUUGCAGCUCCUAUCGGAUUCAAUUGCAAGAUGCUCAGGUGAACUUGAAAUAUGGCAAUAAUUUCUACAAUGAUAAGUACACUGAUGCCAGUGCAGGAUGGGCAAUGGUAGCUGCUAUUCUGAUAUUCUUCAUGAAGGCAGGUUUUCUUUUCGUGGAGACCACAUUUCUCUCUGAAGAGACUCAUAGAGGAAGAGUUGUUGUCAGUAAAUAUUUGGACACCUGCUCCAGUGCAGUAGCCUUUUGGCUAUUUGGGUUUGCUUUUUCAAUUGGAUUAAACCCUGCAGUAUUAGGAGAAGAUCAGGACUACAUAUUGUGGUUCUUCAGGUUUACAUUUGCCAGCAACACAGCAACAAUCAUCGGGGGAACUCUUAUUGGAGAAACAAGAAAGAUGAAACUGGUUGCUGUCUUGCUUUACUCCUUCAUGAUCAGCAGCAUCAUACACCCAGCAGUUGCCUACGAAAUAUGGAGUGAACAUGGCAUGUGGUCUCCGUUCAAAUUUUGCAAUGGGACCAUUGGUUCUGUCAUCAACGGAACGAUUACAUUGGAACACAUUCUAACAGAGAGGCCAUCCUCCAUGUUUGUGCUGGAUUUUGCUGGUUCCGGAGCUGUGCAUCUUUUAGGAGGUAUGGGUGGUCUUCUUCUUACCCUUUGCUUUAAAGUAGAACAAUGGUUGGAUGCCCGUGAAAAAAAAUUCAACGUACAAGAACAGGAGUUGGAUUCAAUGCGUGAUGAAAAUGAGUUCACCUGCGGUAAGGAAAAGUCAGAGAUACCAAUGCCAACUAAAAAUUUCUUAGAGUGGAUGUAUCACGUGGAGUCUGAAAUUGUAGAGUAUGCAGCACUAGGUGUUCUUAUCCUAUGGACAUCAUGGUUUGCCUUCAAUUGCGGUUCAGCUGAAAGCAUCUCUGGUGGAACUGAUGGUCUACACUCAUUCAAAAUCUACCACGCAGUAGUGGGGCGAAUUGCACUCAAUAUGGUUGUGUGUGCCGGCUCUGGUGGUUUGUUGGCCAUCGGUAUCGCUGGUUUUGUGCAGGUAAAAAUGAAAGCAGAUCGCAUCAACACCAAUGAAAUCGCCAACGGCAUCUUGUCUUGUUUGGUUGCUAUCACAGGAUGUUGUGCAUUCGUGAGACCUUUUGUUGCAUUUGGAAUUGGAAUCUUUGCCAUCCUCUUCUAUCAUCUGGGAUGUUACAUUGAAUUCAAGUUGGAUUUGAAAGAUACGGCCAGAGUUGUUCCUGUUCAUGCUUGGAGUGGCAUGUUGGGACUCUUGGCAAGCUGUUUAGCUGACAACACUUAUCUGAGAGAAGUCUAUGAAAACGUCUGCUUUUGUCAAGAGCUCAACUUGUCUGACUUCGAUAUUGGUUUUGGGUUGUUGCUACGUAACCAGUUGGUUGGCAUGCUACUCAUUAUUGUGUGGAGCGUUGCUACCAUUGGCCCACUGUUUCUCCUGCUGUCUCUUGUUAGAUGCAACAAUAUUGCCAAGCUGUUGCGGAAAGAGCCAUUUCCAACAAACCAUGUAAUGUGGAGGUUGGUUGGCGGGGGUGCUCUCCUUACCUUGCCUUACAAUACCAAAAUGGGCGACAUGCAUAUGGACGACAUGGACAACCCUAAGAUGGAUUGAUUUCUCGACAAGAACUUACGGUAUACAACAACUGUACAGCUUUCUGUUGGCUGUAGUUGAAUAAAGUACACUACUAGUAUGUACUAGUUUAGUGUUUCAAUUGCUUAUGCAUCUGCGAGCAUAUUGAUAUCAUAAGUUUGUAUAGUUGCCAUAGACUGUGCAUCAGUUCUGUUUGUACUGUUAAUUAAUCAGCAGUAAUUGCUUAUGAUAGCUGCUAACAUGUGCUGUCUAGACCGAGUAAAGUUUCUAAUCCUUUAUG